AAUCAAGAAGAUGAUAAACUGUUAACUUCUUCAGCCAAAGCAAACAGAGAGGCAGAAACUGAACUCUUUUAACAGUUCAAGAAUACUACUUUUUUCCAUAUAGAAAUUAAAAAGAUGGCUAGUUUAGGCAUGUAUUGGAAUACAGGAAUCAAGAAAAAGGCAGUGAAAAUGGCUAGUUCUGCAAAGGAGAUUAAUAAUGAAAAGCAGAACAACAGAGUUGAGCUACCAGAGAAAGUGAAAAAAUCAAGAGUAUUAAUAUUAGGUGGAACUGGAAGAGUUGGUGGUUCUACUGCUAUUUCUCUCUCUAAAUUCUGUCCUGACCUUCACAUUAUCAUUGCUGGUAGAAAUAGGGAGAAAGGGAAUGCUAUGGUGUCAAAACUAGGAAAAAACUCAGAAUUUGCUGAAGUAAAUAUAGACAACAGAGAAGCAUUAGAAGCCAAUUUGACAGAUGUGGACAUUGUGGUUCAUACUGCCGGGCCAUUCCAACAGUCAGAAAACUGUAAAGUACUAGAAGCUGCCAUUGGGACCAAGACAGCCUAUCUUGAUGUUUGUGAUGACACAAGCUAUGCAACACGGGCAAAGUCCUAUAUGAAUAAAGCUCUGGAAGCCAAUAUUCCAGCCAUAACUACCGGUGGAAUCUACCCAGGAGUGAGCAAUGUGAUGGCAGCGGAGCUUGUUCGCACUGCGAAACUUGAAAGUAAUGGUGAAUUGGAGAGGCUUAGAUUCUACUACUACACUGCAGGCACCGGUGGUGCCGGACCUACUAUUUUAGCUACUAGCUUUUUGCUUCUUGGAGAGGAUGUAGUUGCAUAUAAUAAAGGAGAGGAAAUCAAGUUGAAGCCUUAUAGUGGAAUGCUUACCAUUGACUUCGGAAUAGGGAUCGGCAAGAAGGAUGUUUUCCUCCUAAAUCUGCCAGAGGUGAAAAGUGUGCAUGAGGUCCUUGGAGUACCGACUGUUAGCGCUCGGUUUGGUACGGAUCCAUUUUUCUGGAACUGGGGAAUGAUUGCCAUGAGAAAUUUACUUCCUCGUGAAUUCCUGAGGGAUAGAAGCAAAGUGCAGCAGUUGGUUCAACUAUUUGAUCCAGUUGUUCGAGCCGUUGAUGGCACAUCUGGAGAGGCAGUCUCAAUGCGAGUGGAUUUAGAAUGCUCAGAUGGACACAACAGAAUUGGCAUAUUUAGUCAUAAAAGACUUUCUAGAUCAGUGGGAAUUUCAACAGCUGCAUUUGUCCUUGCUAUUCUCGAGGGAAGCACAAAACCAGGUGUCUGGUUUCCUGAAGAGCCUGAAGGAAUUGCAGUUGAAGCAAGGGAAGUUCUUCUCCAAAGAGCUUCCCAGGGAACUAUAAACUUCAUUAUCAACAAGGCUCCAUGGAUGGUAGAAACAAAUCCUAAAGAGCUCGGAUUUGGAAUUUAUUCAUAAAUUCAGUAUACAGAUUUUACAGAUCAAGCGUUGGGCUUGGAGCCAAAAAAGCAACCUCAACCUGAAGAUUAAAAAGAUGACAUUGUCUUAUAAAUUGAAAAUGCAGAUAAAACAAUGAAAUCUCAUCAAUUGUCUCCCUUUCCUUUUCUUUCCCCUAAUUAUCUUCUUUUACAUAGCUGGAGUACAAUUCUAUUAGAGAAGUCUGCUGAAUAACAAUGUUAAGACACAUUUGAUAAUUAUACAUAUUAAGCAGUUCCUUGUUGAUGCA
Messenger RNA from Nicotiana tabacum (common tobacco), 1684 nucleotides. RefSeq lists its product as uncharacterized. The record is from RefSeq and is a predicted model, not a curated record. Lineage: Eukaryota; Viridiplantae; Streptophyta; Magnoliopsida; Solanales; Solanaceae.